AUGUACCCGAUAGCGGCCAUGUUUCCAAUCCUGGGUCUGUUUUUGGCGUCGCCGGCCAUUCCUAAAGUUUUGGAUUUCAUCAAACCAUUGAACGAAACUCGCGCUCUGAUUUAUUUGUACGAAACCGAGUAUUUUGUGGACCAAGACGAGUAUUAUGUGCCGAUUCUCAUUCACACUUACAUGACCGUUCCCUUGUCAGUUGGCAGCAUUGUUUUUUUUGACAACAUGCUGGGGACCUUCAUUCAUCACGCGUGCGCAAUGUUGGAAAUUCUCAGGUUUGGAUUGUUUACUACAGAGCUAGAAUCGUCAAUAAACAUUGCAUGGCUCAUUGUAUUAGGGUUCAAUUUAUUGAUACUUACUGUUACAGGUAUGACGACAGUUAUAAAAAUAGAUCAACCUGACGAAGCAAUAAAAUUCAGCGCAUUCACAAUGGGUGCCCUUUUUCAUUUAUUUUAUAACAGUUUCCAAGGACAAAUCCUGAUUACACAAAGUGAAAAAAUUUUUUACUCCAUAUACACAUCUCAAUGGUACACUCUACCUUGCUAUCAUCAGAGACUUCUUAGUACAAUGAUAACAAGAAGCCACUCUCCGGCCGUAAUCACUGCGGGAAAAUUGUACAUUUUAUCCAUGGAUACGUUCAGCAUCGUACUGAAAAAUGCGAUGUCUUUCUUCACUUUGUUAUCAUCUGUGCGCUAA
Molecule: messenger RNA, 696 nt
Organism: Cotesia congregata
Lineage: Eukaryota; Metazoa; Arthropoda; Insecta; Hymenoptera; Braconidae
Source: the annotation of a GenBank genome assembly